AUAGGGGGCCUCCCACAGCCCCCUGUUCACAUCCUUCCUUUUCAUCUGGUCGUCCGCCCUCCAGGUCAGAUUGCAAUGAGUGGACUGAGGUCUCCUGGGUUUCUGGGGCUGAUGCUCCUAAUGCUCUCAGCAGGAUACUGCAAAGAGAAAACUGACUCCACAGAUUUGAAGGACAGGCAAAGUCUCUUAAAUCUGAUCAUGGAGAUCAUUCAGGAACUGAAAAGGUACCACCUGGAGAAGGACAGCGGGGUGCAGUACUUCCCCAAACAUGACUACACCUUAGACCGAAGGGAAGCGGCUGACUAUGGGGGAUACCAGGAUGAACAGAGAGUUGAAAUAGUUCCCAGAGAUCUGAGGAUGAAAGACAAGUUUUUGAAGCAUUUAACAGGUCCUCUCUACUUCAGCCCAAAAUGUAGUAAACACUUUCAUCGACUUUAUCACAAUACAAGGGACUGCACCAUCCCAGCAUGUAAGUGCCAAAAGCUGAGGUUAGCUUUCAUAAAACAUCAAAAACCUCCUAAAUAUAAUAGCUCUAUGGAAUACCAGGUUCAUGAUACCAUGCUAGACUAUGUUUCUUGCAGUGAAGUCUGGAGUGCUCUGAAAGGCACUUACUGGGCUUUAGAGCAUGCUUGCUGGGAUAGUAUUACCAUUAGAGUUUGGAAAGCAGAAACACAACUUCAAUGCAAAUAUACUGCGUAGAAUGACUGUAAACACUGCUUCCUUAGAUACUUACGCAUAGGUCUGUUCAGUUCCAAAUCAAAGGUGUUUAUUUUGCAUAGGAACAUACAACUCCUCUCCCAAACCUCUCAUACUAAAGUAGACUAAAAACAGAAUCAGAAAGCCAGGUAGGACUACUCCUUCUUAUGAAUUAUCUUAUGUAGAACAUAUCUUACAGCCGUUUUAUAUUUUGGCAAGUCAGUGCCAAAAUAGUGAUCUUCCAUGUAAACCUUUGCAACCUUUGUCUUCAGUGAAAUACGUAAGUAUAACUUACUAACACUUAGUAAACAAACCAGCAGAUGGACACAAAUUACAAUAUAUCAGCAGUGUUGGCAGCACAGAGAAUUAAAAAAAAAAAAUCAGAAAUUGACAUUUAUCAGUCAGUAGAUAUGACUCCAAAUUGACGCAGAGGCGAAGAAGAUGCUAUUUUAGUACAGCCUUUUUAGAAUGGAAGAGUACUUUAUUUUACUUCUCUAAGGUUAACCAGUUGGGUCAGUAGCAGUAGCAGAGCUGGGAUUAGAAUCAAGAGUUUCAGAUUCAAAGUUUCAAGUAUUAAUAAAUAUUUCAGCCCAAUGUAUUUUAAAGGCAUAUUUGUUAAGAAUUGCAGAGUUUCUUCCUAUUUAUACGGAUUCAGAUUAGGAUCAUUUUGAAAAGAUAUCAGGCUACUUAAAAUUGAUAAAGAAUUAUAGAUAAUGACUAACCAGGUCAUGUUCAGUUUACAUUGAUUAUAAGAAUGGAGUUGUUAAUAACUAGUCUGUUUUAGACAAACACAUGGUCAUAUUACAUUUUCCAUAAGGGCCACAUCACAAACAUCAUUUGACUCAGCACUAACUGUGAAGCUAAAGACGAGGUGGCCUGAAAGUCGGAAUUGGCCUUUUCCUCCUGACAGGUGAAAUACCCACUGACAAAGUUUUCUGGGUAAUGGAACCUAACUUGUAUAAAUGGCAAUUAUAGCAUAUCUAAGUUGUGAGUUAGGGGUCGUUAACACUGAAUCUCUAGGAAAGAUUAGAUGUAGUUACUCAUUAAUGAAAUAAUACCAAGCAAAAAUUAACAUCACUGGGCUAGUCUUGCUAGGAUCUUAAAACAACUUUCUUGUAGGAACAUGAAGUAAACAACCUCUUGUAAUUCCUCAAGUACAGUAUCAUGUUACUUUUGAUAAUAUUCUGAUUUUAGGUCAAUACUUACCUAUUCAGUCUACGUAGUCACUGAAAGGCAAAUCAACACAGAAAAAGUGCCUAUGAUGCUGCAACAAGGUGGUAGCUAGUAUAAAAGUAUUUUGUGGGCAUACUUUCUAGUGCUUUGUGUAGCACAGUGCAUUGACACAGUCACUAACUUAGUCUACUGUCUGUCCAUGGCCAGCUUUCACAUAAUUUGCUCUCAGGAAAAAAAAAAAAACAAACAAACUUGAUUAGUUUUGUACCUUUGUAUCAGUCCUGUUAAUUGCUACAGAACUCCCUACUGUGAAGGCACCAAAAAGCAGAAGGUGCCUAACAUCAGAAAUAUUAACAAUAGGAAUACUGUGGGAAAACAACCUAACUAGUUUUAAGAUCAAACUUGAUACCAUUAUGAAUGAGUUUAUAUGAUAUGGCUCCUUACUGUAGCUAGGGGCUGGACUUAAUGUUCCUGUGAUUAUAUAGAGAAUAUCAAAAAGAUAGGUGAAAUCAUUCUACACUGGUAUAAGAGAAUGCAUACGUUACGUUUCUAUCAACCAGAGACCUUAUUCAUCUAAUAUAUUAGUUCUUCUAGGAGGAAUAUAUAUUGGAAAGUCACGUUAUUUUUUAUUACG
Struthio camelus australis is the source of this 2503-nucleotide messenger RNA. The record is from RefSeq and is a predicted model, not a curated record. Lineage: Eukaryota; Metazoa; Chordata; Aves; Struthioniformes; Struthionidae.